AGAGAAUACCUAGAGCGCUUCAUUCCAUAACACAUCCUUCUCUUCUACUCAUGACGUCAUCGGUCGGUGGCGGAGGCAGAUACAUGGCCUUCUCUCCGUCGCCUUCCGCCCCUCACUCUCCCCACCUCUCCGGCCUUCGUUCCGCUGCCAUCGCCGCUGCUCGCCUCGAUCAAGAGAAAUAUCUCUCGGAGUUACUGGAGGAGCGUUACAAACUUACUCCUUUUUUGUCAGUGAUCCCUCAUACGUGUAGACUGUUGAACCAGGAAAUUUCGCGUAUAACUACACUGUUGGGGAAUGCAUCAGUUUUAGGUCAAAGUGGGCUUGAACAAGCUAGCCCCCUGACUUCUGGAGGAAUGUUUUCAAAUGGAAGAGCUGAUGUGAACAGAUUGAUAUCACGGUUUCAAUCAAAAAUACCGGGGUCAAUGCAGCCCUCUCUAACAGAGAACUGGCUGAAUUCUCAGGGUAGCUCUUCCGGUCUAUUGUUAAGAGAACAAUCAGAGUGGAUUCCUGUUGACAAAUAUCCCAAUAAAAGAUCUGGUCUGUCUUGGGGUCCUUUCUUUUGGCAUUAUCGAACUGUAGACUGCACCUUGUUCAAUGCUCCGGCCGAGCAAACCAUCGAUGCUUUAGAAGCCUUCCCUGGAUCUGUUUUCAAGUGGUCGGAGCUGCCUGGCCUUGACCCUCUCUGUCUCUCCCCCCUCUUCCUUUUCCUUUCCCUUUCCUCCAUGUAUGACCGAUAA
This is a messenger RNA of Hibiscus syriacus, 737 nucleotides long. RefSeq names its product KH domain-containing protein At5g56140-like. The transcript is spliced from 5 exons. The record is from RefSeq and is a predicted model, not a curated record. Lineage: Eukaryota; Viridiplantae; Streptophyta; Magnoliopsida; Malvales; Malvaceae. Bases 51 to 737 code for a protein of 228 amino acids.